Molecule: messenger RNA, 1881 nt
Organism: Anopheles marshallii
Lineage: Eukaryota; Metazoa; Arthropoda; Insecta; Diptera; Culicidae
Product: choline dehydrogenase, mitochondrial-like
Exons: 3
Coding region: 1-1881 (626 amino acids)
Molecular function (GO): flavin adenine dinucleotide binding; oxidoreductase activity, acting on CH-OH group of donors
Source: RefSeq, a predicted model, not a curated record
AUGGCCGUGAAUGUGCGAUGGUUGAUGGGUUCGGUGUUGCUGGUGCUGUGGGCCGGUUGUCUCGUGCAGCACGGCAGUGGCCAGCUGGGUUCUGCUGGCGGUGGUUCGUGGUUGGACAAGUUUAACAAACUGCUCAGCAGAUCGAAGACGCGCAACGCGACGGAAGACAACGAAGUGCUCGAUUCGGACGAGUAUGAUUUCAUCGUGGUCGGUGGUGGAACAGCCGGAAUGGUGCUGGCCACCCGGUUGUCGGAGAACCGUAACUGGAAGGUGCUGCUGCUGGAGGCCGGCCAGUAUGGUACGAAGCUGUUUAACAUCCCGAUCGGGUUCCAACUGGCCGUGCUGUCCGAUGCCUAUAACUGGAAGUUCUUAAGCGAACGGCAGCGCCAUGCUUGCUGGGGAACGAUCGACGGCCGUUGCCCGGUAGACAUCGGCAAGGGAAUCGGUGGUAGCACGCUAAUCAAUGGGCUCAUCUUUUCCCGCGGCAACCGCGACGACUACGAUCGGUGGGCAGCGGCCGGAAACGAUGGAUGGUCGUACGAUGAAGUGCUGCCAUACUUCCGCAAGUUUGAAAAAUCGAUCGGCGAAAAGGCGGACGGUAAGUUUCGUGCCGCGGGCGGUCCUCUGCGCGUAGAAAGAUCCACCUACCGGUCGGAGCACGCGCGCAUCUACCUGGAAGCUGCGAAGGAGGCCGGAUAUCAGCUGGUGGACUACAACGGUCGUACUCAGUUUGGAAUAUCGCCCGUACAAGCGACGAUGACGAAGGGCCAGCGGCUAUCCGCCUACAAUGCCUACCUGCAACCGGUCCAGAAGAAGCGGACGAACUUAAAAACGCUCACCGGUGCAUUGGUCACGAAGAUUUUGAUCGAUCCAACGACAAAAGUGACCGAAGGAGUUCGAUUCACCAGAAACGGUCAGCAGUUUGAAGUUCGCGCACGCAAGGAGGUGAUCUUGUCCAGUGGCGCUAUACUUACUCCCCAGCUGUUGAUGCUGUCGGGUGUGGGACCCCGGGAGCAUCUGGAAUCGCUCGGCAUACCGGUGAUCGAAGAUCUUCCCGUCGGUGGCACACUCUACGACCAUCUUGGGUUUUCCGGGUUGCAAAUCGUGAUGAACGGUACCGGAUUCUUCGCACCCGGUGACAUACCAACGUUCGAGAACUUCUACGAGUAUCUCAAAGGCAAGGGCGUACUCACCGUUCCGGCGGCAGUAGAACUCGUCACCUACCCGAAUCUAACCCUUGCCGGCCGCCGGGGACCAACGCUCGAGUUGACCAACCUGAUCAGCUCGUUCGCGGUGGACAAGGGUACCACGGCGAAGAACAGUGUGCGGAUGCGAGACGACAUCUACGAGGCUGUUUAUCGACCGCUCGAGACGCAAAACCACUUCACGAUCAUCGUGCAGAACCUACAUCCGCUGUCCCGGGGCACGGUGCGGCUGCGUAGUGCCAAACCUGCCGAUGCACCCGUCGUCGAUCCGAACUAUCUGGCCGAGGAACUGGACGUGGACGUGGUGCUCGAGGGUAUACGUGAGGUGCAGCGUGUCCUCGAGACGGAGGAGAUGCGUCGCUACGGAGCGACCGUGUGGGCCGCGCCACUUCCCAACUGUGUGCAGCACGAGCGCGACUCCGACGACUACUGGCGCUGUGCCGUGCGUACCGUGUCGUUCUCGUUGACCCACUUCACGUCCAGCUGCAAAAUGGGGCCACCGACGGACGACGAUGCGGUCGUUGGCCCCGACCUGCGGGUGUACGGUGUGGAGAAUUUGCGCAUUGUCGACGCGAGUAUCAUCCCGGAACCGGUUUCCGCGCAUCCGAUGGCGGCCGUGUAUAUGGUGGCGGAAAAGGCAGCCGAUCUGAUCGCACACCAGCACGCCGACGAUUGA